Molecule: messenger RNA, 1177 nt
Organism: Cryptomeria japonica (Japanese cedar)
Lineage: Eukaryota; Viridiplantae; Streptophyta; Pinopsida; Cupressales; Cupressaceae
Product: PHD finger protein ING2
Exons: 7
Coding region: 270-1061 (263 amino acids)
Cellular component (GO): nucleus
Source: RefSeq, a predicted model, not a curated record
GACGAACCCCUUUUUCAGUAUAGCGCUCAGCGGUUCCUGGUGAACUCAUACUGUGGCCUAUAUAAUGCCAACGAGCGUCGUACACGAGACUCUUGGAAAUUAAUUUUUAAAGAUUUUGCGGUAAACAGUUGAGAAUUCGGAGCCAAACAGUUUAGAGUUCGGAAUUCACUACUUAACUCUGAAGCAUAUAGAGAGCUCGUAAAAUCAGUAAGUCACAGCAGUGACCUGCGAAGGGGAGGGAAAAGGAAAAACAUUGAAGGUUAUGUGAUAUGGCAGUUGCACGGACUGGUGUAUACGUCGACGACUAUCUCGAUUAUGUGAGCACUCUGCCGGCAGAAAUACAGAGGCUUCUGUCAACAAUGAGGGAGCUGGACGACCGAUCGAACAUGAUGCUGAAUCAGACUAGAGAGCAGAUAAGGCAAUGUUUAAGUUUGCCUUCUCAGAGCUCGAAUAAAGCCUCGCCUGAGCAGGAGGAAACAAUUGAGAAGCUGAGGAAAGAUAUUGAGGGCAAUCAGGAGAAUAUACUCAACCUCUCUACAGAAAAGGUAUUGCUUGCUAAGCAAGCACAAGAUCUGUUAGAAAACCAUAUGAAAAGACUUGAUGAGGACUUGCUUCAGUUUGCAGAGGACCUAAAGCAAGAAGGGAAAAUAGGCCCUGAUGAGCCUGCAAUUCUUCCACUAAUUAGCUCAAGGGAAGAAAGAAAGAAAAGUUAUUUCUUUACAACGCAAACUAGGAAGCUUGAACUAAAAGCUGAAAGAGACUGGGAAAAGGACCGAGAUAGGGAUUUCGAGCUCAUGCCUCCUCCAGGUAGUCACAGGAGGACCAUUCCUGCUCCUGUUGAUGUAGAUCAGCCCAAUGAUCCCAAUGAACCUACAUAUUGUGUCUGUCAUGAGGUUUCUUUUGGAGAUAUGAUUGCCUGUGAUAAUGAGAACUGUGAAGGUGGAGAAUGGUUUCAUUAUGCAUGUGUUGGUUUAACCUCAGAGACACGCUUUAAGGGGAAGUGGUAUUGUCCAACGUGCAAAAUGCUGCCACGGAAGGGUGUUUCAGACCCUUCUAUAUGAUAGAAAUGGAUAUAAUUUACAUUAAAACUACAGAUGAUUUUAGAACCUCAAAUGGCAGUGAAGUUAUGUACAUAAUAUAUCCUUGUUUUAAGUAAUGCAAGAGUCAAAUUAUUCUA